Molecule: messenger RNA, 543 nt
Organism: Klebsormidium nitens
Lineage: Eukaryota; Viridiplantae; Streptophyta; Klebsormidiophyceae; Klebsormidiales; Klebsormidiaceae
Source: the annotation of a GenBank genome assembly
AUGGAACGAGUUCGUGAUGUCCGAUUCAAGAGUUUGCAACACUCUGUUAUCGAGUGCCUAGUUGAUGGAAAGACAGCAACUCAAGCAGCAGGGGACAACGAACGAGCCAACCGCCUCCGGUUCAGCGGAUCCCUGCACGCGCCAGACCAAGGCGGCGAGGAGUCUGCUGCGGCAAAAGUGAAGAUGGUUGUGGGAUCGGGACCAAGGACAGAGCGAGGGUGGCGAGAAGGCAUGGGGCUUGCAACAGAAUGGCGACACAGCGGAGUGUCAGGCGAAGAAAAGAAGAAACGGGGUCCACGAGCAGCCGUCCACAUAAAGAGGGGGAAUGGCACAAUGCGGAUGCAGAAGGAGAAGAAUUGGGCGAUGGAAGACAUGGAAAAGGCGGUUCCCGAAGCGGGGAGCAAGAUCAAGUCUUUGCAGCGGGCAGCAAAGGACAACAACGUGCCAUUUUCAACCUUGAGAAGGCGGUUGGAAAGGAUGAGGGGAGGGGAGGCCGGGGAGGUGAAAAAGGGUGGGCGGACUGUAUUGCCAAAGCACGUGUAG